This is a messenger RNA of Ctenocephalides felis (cat flea), 1665 nucleotides long. RefSeq names its product translocating chain-associated membrane protein 1-like. Bases 303 to 1445 code for a protein of 380 amino acids. Gene Ontology annotation, cellular component: endoplasmic reticulum membrane. The record is from RefSeq and is a predicted model, not a curated record. Lineage: Eukaryota; Metazoa; Arthropoda; Insecta; Siphonaptera; Pulicidae. The transcript has 7 exons. Gene Ontology annotation, biological process: protein insertion into ER membrane; SRP-dependent cotranslational protein targeting to membrane, translocation.
UCAUGCAGACGUGUGUUCGCGUGUAUCUUUCUGUUUCGCUCCCGUUUCACGUUUGCGACAGUUUUCGAGCCGCUUCGUUGUGUGUGUUGCAUAGCUUUGUCGUUGUGUGUGUGAGCCUGUGAGUACUGUGAGUCUGUGUUCUGUGCAUUGUUGUAACGGGCGCCGCGGUUUGUGGCAUUUUUGAGUGCCGGUCGUCAAAAUAUUCAAAAUUUUUUAGUAAAUUAGUUGAAGUGUUUAAAUAUUACUUUCAAAAAUAGAGUCACGAGCAGUAGGGACAAUUGUGAACCUUAUUAUUCGUAAAAAUGGUUAUGAAACCUGGAAGCCGCAAAUCUAGUAAUAAAAAUCCACCCGUAUUAAGUCACGAAUUUAUAAUACAAAAUCAUGCUGAUAUUGUUUCGUGCGUGGCUAUGCUAUUUGUGGUCGGUCUGAUGAUUCAGACCACUGCGCCCGUGGCUAGCCUGUUUAUUGCCUUGCACCAUAAUAUCAGUGGAAAUGAACCUACGAGGGAAUCCCCAAGGGGGUCACCUUUUCAAUAUGAGGCCGGAUGGAAAGACGCUUGUGCUGUAUUUUUCUAUUCUUUGAUCUGCACUGUUAUGCAUGCCAUUUUGCAAGAAUAUUGUCUGGAUAAAAUUUCUAAAAGGCUACACUUGUCAAAGUCAAAACUAUCUAAGUUUAAUGAAUCUGGGCAGCUCGUAGUUUUCUAUUUGACUUCUGUUAUUUGGGGAGCCGAUGCUAUUCUUAGAGAAGGAUUCUUAGGAAACAUCUCCGCUCUAUGGGAAGGUUUUCCAAAUCAUCCAAUGGGAUUUUUGAUGAAGCUUUUCUUCAUUUUUCAACUUUCUUAUUGGAUUCAUGUUUUGCCAGAAUUAUAUUUCCAACGGAUUAAGAAGGAAGAAUGGGGUGCUCGAAUUCAACAGGCUCUCUGUGGAUUAACUUUUGUUGGAGCGGCUUAUUUCUUCCACUUGCAACGUGUUGCAUUAUGUUUACUUGUUCUGCAUUAUUUUUCGGAAUUUGUAUUUCAUUCUGUACGAUUGGUUGAAAUUCUUGACAAGGAUGAAAAAGUCACUUCAGCUUGCAGUCUAGUUACUCGUCUAACAUUUGUUGUUGUUCAUGUUGCUACUAUUACUUUAUCUGUCUUGACCUUCUGGUAUGGAUUGGCUCAAAACAUAGUUCCUGCACCUUAUGUGUUGCGUAUUGGAUCUCUUCUUGCUGUUCUUUCUCUACAAGCUUUUCUGAUGUUCACGUUCAUCACAGGACAAUUGGCUAGAGCACGCGAACAAAAGAGUGCUAUCAGUGCUGCUUUUAAUCUUAAAGGCAAAAAAGAUUCGAAGAAGGAUAAAAGUAAAAAGGAUAAAGGUAAACGAGAAGAAUCGGACCUUCCUGAGGUAGAUCAAAACACGCACAAAAAUCUUAGAUCUCGAUCUGCAGCUCAAGCUAAGGCAAAAUAAUUUAUUUUUGUUUACCAGAAAAUCAUUUUGCGAGAUCGUUUUGUUUAUAAUGUGAAUAAUUCAUAUGUUGAAUAAUUCAAACAUUUUUAAUCAUACGAGUGUAUAUUUUAUUCCAUUCUUUUAUUGAUUUUAUCAUACUUUUUAUACCAUAUAUAAUGUAUCUUGUAAAAUCAUGUUGACCAUUUUAAAUACUAUACUUGUUUCAUAUUUGAGAUGAAUG